CUCCACUGAGCUUCAGCGCGAUUCCUCCAUGACUCUGCUCAUGUAGCAGCAGGGAGGGAUGUGUUGUAUCAUCCAGGCAGCCCGGCAGACGCUUCGGUCCUUCAGUCGGAAUCCUGCUGCCUCAUCAUGGCUCUCAACAUCCCCGGCGUGGCCGUGAUGCUGCUCUUCUACCUGCUGGUCCUCGGGAUCGGCAUUUGGGCUUCUUUCAAGUCCAAAAAGGAAGCCAAAAAGGGCCAGGGGAAUAAGACGGAGAUGGCUCUGCUGGGCAACCGGGGCAUCAACCUGGUUGUCGGCAUCUUCACCAUGACAGCUACAUGGGUUGGAGGUGGAUUCAUCGUGGGCACAGCAGAGGCAGUGUACAACCCUUCCAUGGGACUGAUCUGGGCCGUGAUGCCUAUCGCAGCAACCAUGUGCUUCAUCAUUGGUGGCCUGUUCUUUGCUGAGCCGAUGAGAAACAAUAAGUAUGUGACCAUGAUGGAUCCUUUCCAGAUCAAAUAUGGAAAAGUACCGACGGCCGCUCUGUCUCUGGCCUCACUCGUAUCAGAGAUUAUGUGGGUAACAGGAACACUCAUAGGAUUAGGUGUAACUAUGAGUGUGAUCCUGAAUUUGUCCUACACUGUGAGCAUCUGGAUUUCUGCGGCUGUGGCCAUUACCUACACCCUGAUGGGAGGUCUCUACUCUGUGGCCUACACAGACAUCAUACAGCUCAUCCUUAUCUUCAUCAGCUUGUGGCUGUGCGUCCCCUUCGCUCUGAUGGGCCCUGCUGUGUUGGACAUCACUGAGACGGCCUACAACUACACCUUCCAGUCUCCAUGGGUUGGUUCUCUGGAGGCAGACAGAGCCUGGAGAUGGAUUGAUAACUUUCUACUUCUGGGUUUGGGGAACUUGGGUCUUCAGAACUUCCACCAGAGGACACUGUCAGCUGCCUCCUCGGCAACAGCCAAGAUCACCUGCUUUGCUGCUGCUUUCAUCGUUCCCACAUUAGGCAUCCCUCCCAUUCUCCUUGGUGCAGUGGCUGCAUCAACAGACUGGAACAUGACCUCUUAUGGUUCUCCGUCUCCAUUUGCACGUAACGAGACCGGACUCGUCCUGCCUAUCGUACUGCAGCACCUUACCCCAACCUACAUCUCCAUUAUCGGUAUUGGGGCAGUGGCCGCUGCUGUGAUGUCAUCCACUGAUUCUGCUUUGCUGUCUGCAGCCUCCAUCUUCACCGCCAACAUCUAUAGGAACAUUCUGAGGCCACUGGCGUCAGAGCGGGAGAUCCAGUGGGUGAUUCGGAUCUCAGUGGUGGUGGUGGGUCUGGCCGGUACCUCUCUCACCUUUCUGGACAAUAGUGUCCUGAUGAUCUGGAUGCUUCGAUCUGACCUCACCUACACCCUCAUGCUGCCGCAGCUUGUCUGUGUCCUCUUCUUUAGCAUCUCCAACAGUUAUGGGGCUGUGCUGGGCUGCGUGACAGGCAUGCUGUUGCGGGUGUUAUGUGGGGAGCCUCUGCUUGGGAUACCACCUGUUAUCAAAUUCCCAGGAUGCACUCUGGUAAAAGGCGUUUAUGUCCAGCGCUCUCCAAUCAGGACCAUCUGCAUGCUCUCUUCUGUGGCGGCCAUCUUGUUGUUCUCCUACCUGGCGUCUCUGCUCUUCAACCGAGGCCUGCUUCCUGAGAAAUGGGAUGUUUUUAAUGUAAAGACUCAGUACUCUAUACAAACACAAGAUGGCGACAAAUCCGACACUAAGAAUGAGAAUUUAAAAGAACCACAUGAGAACAAUGAAGUGUGUGAACCUAUGUUAGAAUCAACAUGUUAAGUCAAACCCUCAUUUAAAAUACAUUUUUAUACAUUUUACAUCAGUAUGGACUGGUUUAAGAACAAAUGUAUGUAAUGUGUAAUGACAUAAUUUUAACAGUACAAUAUAUUUUGAAUUUUUAUAUACUUUUAUAUACAGCAUAAAUUAAAAAAAAAAAAAAAACAUCACACCUAUGCUCUUUGUUAUGAUAAGAGCAUUUCAUUGAUGGAUUUUAAGACAAUAGACCUCUGGGCACAAAAUAUAAAAUGCCCCCCCCACACACACCCUGACCAGGAAUGCAAUCGUUAUAGUUGUUUCACGUCUUUUUGAGCAACAUUUUGCACAUUAACUAUUAGUACUGUUGUUGAUUGAACUUUAAUUUCUUGUUCAUGGAGCUGAAGGAGGACUGUUUAAGCCCUUCUCAAAGCUCCCAUGUAUUAUACACAAUGCUAUAGGUGCACACAAUUCUAUAAAAAACCAUUAAAGGAAACCUGUGAUGAAGGUCAUAUCUUCUUAAAGCAGAGCUGUGCAGAGUCAAAUAUAUUACAGACUUUGAUGUGGGCUUACUGUACCGUUGGUAUGCAUGAUGCAGCUCUAUUGUGUUGGAAAAAAACGAUAAAAAAUACAAUAAAAUAUCAGAUCAGACUUGGUAUUAGCAGGUACUCAGCAGUGAAAGACUCGGAUUGAGAUCAGGAGCAAAAAAAACAUGAAUAAGACAUCCCUGUAUUUGACUGAGCUCUUUGAAUUUCCAAAGACAAAUAUUAAUAAAAGUCACUUAAUAUAGAGGCUCACUGAACCCUUUGGGCCCCUGGGAUUGUGCCUGUUCGGCUCAUGAGAUAACCCACCCAUGCUUUAAAAGGUAAUUUUAUAUUUGAUCGUACAGUAUUUGUCUUUUGGUUUAGUUUCUGAAUUUAUAGCAGGGUUUAGCAUUUAAAAACAAUGUCAACAGUAAAGUAUUGUUAAUGUUGAAACCAAGGCAUGACCAGUGGUUAGUACUGCUGACAUGCAGCACCACUGCUGAGUGAGUGUGUAGAAUAUCCAGCAGAGCUGCCUUAUUAACCUGGUGAGGCCAAUGGAUUUAAUUAUGCUGUACUCAGGGCUGAGCAAAACAGAUUAUAUGGAGGCAAAGGGGCUUCAGUGACCUGAAAUUAUUUAAUAUAAUCAUUUAAUUUAAAACA
Epinephelus fuscoguttatus (brown-marbled grouper) is the source of this 2954-nucleotide messenger RNA. RefSeq names its product high-affinity choline transporter 1-like. The transcript has 8 exons. Gene Ontology annotation, biological process: acetylcholine biosynthetic process; choline transport; transmembrane transport. Gene Ontology annotation, molecular function: choline:sodium symporter activity. Lineage: Eukaryota; Metazoa; Chordata; Actinopteri; Perciformes; Serranidae. The record is from RefSeq and is a predicted model, not a curated record. The coding region runs from base 127 to 1797 and encodes 556 amino acids. Gene Ontology annotation, cellular component: plasma membrane.